This is a messenger RNA of Xylaria bambusicola, 1282 nucleotides long. RefSeq lists its product as uncharacterized. The record is from RefSeq and is a predicted model, not a curated record. Bases 1 to 1137 code for a protein of 378 amino acids. Lineage: Eukaryota; Fungi; Ascomycota; Sordariomycetes; Xylariales; Xylariaceae. The transcript has 5 exons.
AUGGGGCUCACCAUCAACCAAAUCAGCGCCUGUGGCAGGGAGCUCUUUGUAGUCGACAUCGUCUUCACCGUUGUAACCAUCGGCUUCCUGCUGAUGCGUUUCUGGUCUGCGCGUAUCUCGAGACGCAAGCUAUAUCCGGAUGACAUCUUCGUGAUUUUCGCAUUUGUGGCUAAGUCUGUUCUGACGGGCGCGGCUUUCUGGGGCACCUUCAAUGGAUUGGGAAAGCAUAUCUAUCUGCUCAACUUACAGCAGCUUACAGUUCAAGUCAAACUGUUGCUCAUCAGUGAAUUCACCUAUACUUUGGGGACAGCCGCAAUCAAGUUGUCCAUGCUAUGCUUGUAUCAUAGGAUUUACACCACACCAACAUUUAGGCGCUGGAACUAUUUCGUGAUGGCGUUGGUCGUUGCGUAUAUUAUAACGUUUCUUCCUCUGUUGCUAACUAACUGCGUUCCUCUAUCUCAGUAUUGGGAUCCCAAGCCGGGUGGGUGGUGUCGAGACACGCUCAUAUAUGAUAUGGCCACGGUUGCUGCAAACUUCUUCCUUGAUCUUGCUGUCCUUAUUCUACCUAUGCCGGUACUUUGGUCCUUGAAGAUGUCGAUCAGGGACAAGUUGACAGUCACGGCCAUGUUUAGUAUUGGGUUUGUUACUAUCGCGCUUAUUUCUUGGCGGUCAGCUGUGACCGUAAGAACAAGAGGCUCUCCGGAUUGGACUGGGUCACUGUGUAAGGUAGGAGAAAUCGCCACGCUCGAGCUUUACCUAGGAAUCAUUGCCGUCUGUAUUCCAACGCUAGGACCAUUGUUCAAUGCCUAUAUGAAACCGGUUUUCAGCAAACUAGGCCUAACUACCAUGGGAGCCCCAAAGUCAGGGCCAAACAAUUUAUAUCUCAGGACAUGGGGUAGCUCCGGCACGAAGAAGCGAGUUCAAAACUACAGCGAGCUCAACGAGAGUGCAGAUCGUAUUGUCAGCAGGGACAAUUCGAUAAGAUUGGGUACGACGGGAGAGAGCAAAGUCGUUUCGGAGUGCACAUUCAAGCCAAAACAUGAGACGCUACUGCAGAGCCAUAGCCAAGACGGAAUCCACGUUCAGAGAGAUAUUGAGUCGCAGUAUCAUCCCAAAAAGACCCAAUACUUCGAGUAAAAGCAAACUACCAGACUAUGAGAUGGAUUUAGGCAGGCCGAGCAUUUGAGAGGGGAGGUGUAUGAAGCGACUAUUCACUUCUAUCAGAAUUACGUAUCACAGAACAUGUAUUUUCAAUAUUAUAUUGCAUAGAUGUCUCCACGAC